Messenger RNA from Aureobasidium melanogenum CBS 110374, 801 nucleotides. RefSeq lists its product as uncharacterized. The annotation marks the transcript as partial. The record is from RefSeq and is a predicted model, not a curated record. Lineage: Eukaryota; Fungi; Ascomycota; Dothideomycetes; Dothideales; Saccotheciaceae. The transcript has 3 exons.
CUGGUUGCAAUCUCUGUGACCUUCUUGACCAUCACAAUCUUCUUCGCCUCUCUACGCUUCUUUGUUCGAGGCUACAUGAUCAAGAGUUUGGGAUGGGACGACUGGUUGAUCCUGCUUGCACUCGCUAGCUUCGUCUGUCAAGCUUCCUUCCUCAUUCACCUCGCAUGGAUGGAAGAGCACUUGAAUCUGACUUUCAUCAGACCUCUUGCGAAUGCCCUGGAAGUAGGUGAGCACAACACAAAAAUAUAUGUCGUUUUGGAACUCGCAUUCUACAUCAUGACCUCACUGUUCCUAAAACUCUCUCUGGCAGUCUUUUUCUUGCGGAUUGUCGUUGCUAAAUGGCAGAGAUACAUCAUCAUCGUAGGCACCUCUAUAUUCUGCCUCUUCACACUUGCCUUCUUCUUUAUCGCAGUCUUCCAGUGUGGACCUCCCUCUCAAUUCCUCCUCAACAACGCCAAAGGAAAAUGUCUUCCUUGGAGCGUCACUGGACCUCUGAACUAUAUCCAUGGGACUUUGAAUGCCAUCACCGAUUGGAUCUUCGUCUCUUUGCCGAUACUUGUUAUUCGUAACGCCAAUAUGAACCGUAAAGGCAAGGCCUCAGUCAUCGGCGUGCUUGCGAUCGGCGUCUUGGGCUCUGUGGCAUCAAUCGUUCGACUCUAUUACAUCAAGGACAUUCAUCCCCGAGCAUCUAGCGCAACCGAAUUUUUCUCCAAAGCUGCGACAAUUGCUAUCGUUAGUAUUAUUGAAUUGGGCUUGGGAAUUACAGCAGCGUGUCUUGCAACACUAAGACCAUUGUUCAAA